AUGAAAAAAAGGAUAUUUAGUUUAGUUUGGAUCGUCUUAUAUAUCCUUUUGACUGCAUCAAUACAUUGCUCGGAACAGAAACAUGAUCAAUCUAAGGCAUCUGCUGUAGGAAAUAAAAGGGUUCGUGGUACCAAAGAAAUAAGCAGAAGGAAUGAAAAAAGUGAUAUAGAACCUCAAAUAGAAGAACUAAUAGAGAAUGACUAUCUUAGAGAUUAUCUAGAUGAUAUAGAUGAUAAAGAUUAUAGAGAUGUAUCAUAUUAUAAUGAAUAUCUCGAUGAUGAUAUAUAUUAUUGUGAAUACCCCAAUAAUGAUGAUAUAUAUUAUAGUGAAUAUCCCGAUAAUGAUGAUAUAUAUUAUAGUGAAUAUGCUAAUAAUGAUGAUGUAGAUGAUUGUGAAGAUGGCAAAAAAUUAAUAGAUGAUGCAGCGGAAAAAAAUCGACGCAUUAUAGAAAUGUAUGAAAAAAAACUUGAAACUGAGAUUAAUCAAAAAGAAAAAAAUAAAGUAGAUGGACCUACCGAAUCAAGUGAUAAAUUUGAUAGUAUUAUUUCAUCUAUUAGUGCAAAAAUAAGAAAAAUUAUUUCCAAAAUAUUUAGAGAAGCACCAUCAUCAAAGCCUAAGAUUAUAAAUGAAAUUAAAAAAAAUGAUAAUGAUGAAAAUUAUGAAAAUGAAAGUACAUCAGAAAAAAAUGAAACAAAUCCAAGUAAUGGUAAUGAAAGUAUGGGUCGAGAUGAUUGUGAUAAUAAACUGAGUUUCUCUCGAAGCACUUUAAAAGAGGGAAGUCUUUUGAGGCCGUUUCAAUGUGAACAUUUUGACACACAUUUACAUAUUAGAUAUUUAUAUGAUAGAAAAGAAGUAGGGAUACAUGAGUAUUUAGUAAAUUUAUUAUAUACUCAAAGAAAUCCUGAAGAUAUAUUAUUUUACUUACCUCAAUUAUGUCAAAUAUCAUUAGUACGAUAUGACUCAUCGUCUCUUUAUCGAUUUCUUUUAGAUAAAGCUAGCAAAUCUAUGGAUUUUGCUUUAAAAUUAAAUUGGAUAUACAAUUCAAUUGUUGAAGAUAAUAUACCUAAAUAUAAAGAAAUAUCUCAAAAAAUGAUGCAAAAAAUCGAAAUGGCUGCCGUUAAUUGUAAACCGCUAAAUAGUGAAUGUAAAAUUUUUAAAGAAGAUAAGCAAACCGAUUUUCUCAGUUUGGAAUAUCCACUUUUAUUUAAAAGAAAAUUUAUUAUAAAAAAAAUAAGAACAAAUGAAAAAAUAAAUCAAAUUAAAACAUUUAACAAAUUUCUUAGUAAUUCAGUCGAAAAAGCAAAUAUAUUAUCAUCUUCAAAUAAUUCAGACAUAAUAUUUAAAGAAACGUGUUUUUGCUCGAGUCAUAUUAAGAACAAUGAUCAGGAAAAUAGUGAUAUAGUGGAUGGAGAGAAAGUGAAGGCUCCACAAUGUGAUGAUAAGAUUGAUCUUCAACCAAUGCAUUCGAAUGAUGAGGAUAUUAAUGAAGAAGCAGAAAAUAAUAAUUAUCUCUGUGCAGAGCAAAAAUAUAAUGCCGGGGUUUGCCCUAAAUGUGAAGGUAUUUUUGAGGCGAAAAAAGAAAAAAAAGAUAAAAAUAAAAAUAAACCUUUAUCACCCCAAAUGCCAUCAUGCUAUAUAAUAAAUUCAGGACCUUUAACUGUAGCAUCUGCGAAAACAAUAUUACCAAGUACUUAUGAAAAAUUAGGAGACCCAUUAAGCUUUUCUAAAUGUUCACUCCCAGAUUGUAAUUAUAGUUUUGAUAUGAUUGAAGAGCUACAACAAUUUUUUAUGAAACAAAGAAGAUAUGAUUAUUUUAGUUUGGUGAACAAGUUUAUAAAUUUAUUAAUAACAACAUCUAAUCUGUUGGCAAAAGAAACUAAUAUCGAUGCACGAAAUGCAUUGCUAAACAAAUUUUUAUAUUCCUUAAAUACAUGGAUGGUUAUGAGAAGGUGUAUAGUAGCUUCUUGUGAAGAUAUUUUUUACAUGACAGGUUUAAGUAUACCAAUGGAAUCAAUAUCUGGUAGCAAAUCAGAUAUAUGUGAAUCAAGAAGAAAACAAAAAAAGAGUCCUAAACAUUUACAAAUAUUACAUUUUAAUAUUGAUGAAUGUAAAAUAUUUUUUUCAAAAAAAAGAGCACCAUAUUUAUUGGUUUUCGAAGUAGCAGAUUUAGAUGAAGAUAUUUCACAUAUUAGUGAUAAUACAUUUUAUGUAAGUAAUAGAUUAUUUAAUAUAGAAAAUGAUCAAAAUAAUAAUUUAUUUAAAACGACACAAAAUAAUGAAAAAGAAUCAGGGGUAAAAAGUUAUAUCAGUGGUGAUGAGUAUUCAAAAAAUGAAAAAAGUGAUGAUGAAUUGAAACAUAAUAGUUAUAUUCUUACGAAAAAUUAUGGAGAAUACAAUGAAAAUGGUAGUUCCUAUGAAUGUGAAAUGAAUCCUAGUUAUGAAGAACAAAUUAGUAAACUAAAUAGCAACACAAAUAGUGCUUAUGAUGAACCUAGUGAAGUUAGUAGUACAAAUAGUAGUUUAAAUUGUUUCAAAGAUUUAAAUGUAACAAAAAUGAAUGAUCUUUAUGUAUAUAAUGCUAUAGUAAAUGAUUUAAGGAGAGAAAAUUUAAUAUCUUUUACUUCUGAAGAAGAAGAAAAUAUAUAUCUUAUUAAAAAAUGCAUUGGAUUAGCAAAAGAAAAAUCAAAUGAUGGAUAUAGUGAUAAAGAAUAUGAUAACAACGAAAUGGAAAGAAGAAAAUCAAGAAAGCAAAAUAAUAAUGAUAAUCAAAUUGAAAUAAAUAGUACAUCUAAUGAAUCAUCUGCAAUAGAAAUAAAAACAAAUAAAUUUAUAAACACCAGAUCUGCAUCUAUGCCAAACGAUUUAAACACCUUCAAACCAGAUGAUAAUAAUAAAAAUGGAGAAAGUAGUGGAAAACAAGCUAAUGUAUUAUCAUCACAUCCUCAUAAUACAAGAAACUGCUAUUAUUCUGUAGAAUUACCUUCUGUGUUACCAGAUAUAAGUGAAUAUUUUAAAGUCGAAAAUUAUUUAAAUGAAGAAUUUAAAAAAAAAAAUUGUAAAAUUAUAAAAACAUUAUUAUGGGGAGAAUCAUUUGAAGAUAAAAAAAAAAAAAUUAGAAAAACAUCACCUUAUGGUAAAUUAAAAUCUUGGGAUCUUAAAUCUGUCAUAGUAAAAGGGGGUGAUGAUUUACGACAAGAAUUAUUAGCUUCUCAAUUAAUUAAACAAUUCAAAAUUAUAUUUGACAAUGCUGGUUUGCCAUUAUGGUUACGGCCUUAUGAAAUAUUAGUCACUGGAUCGAACUCAGGAAUAAUUGAAUAUGUCCAUGAUACUUGUUCUGUUGAUUUACUCAAAAGAAAGUUUGGCACAGAUAGCAUUUCAACGAUUUUCAACAUCGUCUUUGCGGAUAACAUAUCUGAGGCUAAAAAGAAUUUUAUAGAAAGCUAUGCAGCGUAUUCCUUAAUUUCAUACUUGCUGCAAGUAAAGGAUAGGCAUAACGGAAAUAUGUUAUUAGAUUCACAUGGGCAUCUAAUACAUAUAGAUUAUGAGUUCAUGUUAACAAACUCACCAGGAAAUAUGAAUGCUGAAACAUCACCUUUUAAAUUAACACAAGAAUAUUUAGAUAUUAUGGAUGGUGAAAAUUCAGAUAAUUUUAAAUAUUUUAGAAGCCUCAUUGUCAACGGAUUUUUAGAAGCUCGCAAACAUUCUGAAGAAAUUAUUCUCCUUGUUGAAUCAAUGAUGCCAGUUCUGAAAAUGCCAUGCUUUUCGAAUGGAAUGCAGUUUUGCAUCGAUUCCUUAAAAGAGAGAUUUAUGACAAACUUAACUGUUGACACGUGCAUACAACGAAUUAACGCAUUAAUUGACGCCUCUAUCAACAACUUCCGAAGUGUUAUAUAUGAUUAUUAUCAACGAGUAACAAAUGGAAUUAUGUAA
Plasmodium vinckei vinckei is the source of this 3930-nucleotide messenger RNA. Its product is annotated as phosphatidylinositol 4-kinase, putative. The record is from RefSeq and is a predicted model, not a curated record. Gene Ontology annotation, biological process: phosphatidylinositol phosphate biosynthetic process; phosphatidylinositol-mediated signaling. The coding region runs from base 1 to 3930 and encodes 1309 amino acids. Gene Ontology annotation, cellular component: membrane; cytoplasm. The transcript is spliced from 5 exons. NCBI's taxonomy places the organism in Eukaryota, Apicomplexa, Aconoidasida, Haemosporida, Plasmodiidae. Gene Ontology annotation, molecular function: 1-phosphatidylinositol 4-kinase activity.